This is a messenger RNA of Exophiala spinifera, 1062 nucleotides long. RefSeq lists its product as uncharacterized. The coding region runs from base 1 to 1062 and encodes 353 amino acids. The record is from RefSeq and is a predicted model, not a curated record. The transcript is spliced from 2 exons. NCBI's taxonomy places the organism in Eukaryota, Fungi, Ascomycota, Eurotiomycetes, Chaetothyriales, Herpotrichiellaceae.
AUGACUGCUACGAAAAAGACCAUUGCCAUUGUCAAUGGUACUGGCCGUCAGGCCGCGUCGCUCAUCCGCUCCGUCACUGCAGUGGGUUAUUCUGUUCGGGCGCAAGUAUAUUCCACCGAGGGCCUGGUGGCAGAGGAGCUGGCCGAAUUACCAAAUGUCACUCUGCUUGAAGGACCUCUGCUGGACAAUCCGGUUCUGGUGGACACCCUCUUCGAAGGCGCUCAGAUCGCCUUCAUAAACACCAAUCCUCUUGCUGGCGAUGAGAUCAAGAUAGGCAAAGUGCUCGCCAAUGCGGCCAAGAAGAGGAAUAUCCAGCACUUUAUCUACAGCAGCAUGCCUGAUCAUUCGAUACACAAUCCGAAAUGGCCGUCCCUUCCUUUAUGGGCCUGCAAGUUUACGGUCGAGAACUAUAUCCGACAGCUUGGCAUGCCGUCGACCUUUGUGUAUGCUGGCAUUUACUACAACAAUUUUACCAGUCUUCCAUAUCCCUUGUUCUGUACCGAAUUCAAAGCCGACGGAACCGUCGAGUGGCGCGCGCCUUUUCACCCGGACACCAAACUACCCUGGCUGGAUGCUGAACAUGACUUUGGUCCGGCAGUGUUACAGAUCAUCAAGGAUGGACCUAACCGUUGGGGGAAAGGACAGAGGGUUGCGCUUGCCUUUGAAAACCUCACACCACGGCAAGUAUGCGAUGCAUUCACUCGGGCGCUGCACCUGCCGUGUCACUACGUCUUUGACCCACACAUCGAAGUCAAGGUUGGAAUACCAAGCGGCUAUCGGCAACAACUGCUCGGUCUCGAAGUACUUUUUGGACAGUACAACGCACCUUACUUCCCCGGACCAGAUUUUCAAUACAGUGGCCGACGGAAAGAUAGCAACGACACCAUCACGGGACGCAACAGUAGCGAGUCCCUACGAGGCAAGCCUGGGAAACUGACAGAUUUGGCGCGGACCCUGUGGCCCGGGUGGCGAUCAUUAUCCGAGUAUUUCGCUACAGCUUUUCUGGUUGAGGAGGAGGCGAAUGGGAAAACAUGGAUGGUGGACAAGACACAGAGCACAUGA